CCUUCAGUUCCACCCUCUGAUCGCAAAGUAAAAGCCAUUGAAAACAGGUGAGCUCGAGCAGAACGGACCUCUAUGUGAUCAGUGAAGAUGUUCAAGAUGAAGAUGCUGGAAUGGGCCAUAGUCCUACUGGGCCUGCAGUCUGCAUAUGCAGAGUUUUUAGAAGAUGUUGGGGACAUGGGCUUAGAACCAUUGGAUGUUUUUUUGCCAACAACAGUCUUCCCCACUGUGUCAAAUCGGGUGACAACGUCAGAACCUAAUCGUCGAUCCACCUACUGUAGCACAUGGGGAAAUUUUCACUUCAAGACCUUUGAUGGUCAUUUCUAUCAGAUGGCUGACACAUGUAAUCACAUUCUGGCAGUGAUGUGUGAUGCACCUGUCUCAGAUUUUAACAUCCAAAUGCAAAGAACGAUUGUGAAUGGCUCGGUUACUUUCACCUCAGUCACAUUAGAGCUGGAGGGGACGACCAUCAAAUAUAGUCAAGGCAAGAUCUUCAUGGACGAACAAGAGGUAUCUAUUCCCAUGAGUCAGAAUGAAAUUAAAAUCGAGGGAAGCUCUUCGAGUGUUAAGAUCUCCAAAUAUGGGCUGACUGUUAUUUUGGAGGAAGAAGAUCACUCUGUGGUGAUUGAACUUGCUGAGAUGUACCGAGGUCAGACAUGUGGACUCUGUGGAAACUUCAAUGGGAACACGACUGAUGACGUAAUUGUAACAGAUCCAGAGACAUGGAAGGUGUCCACAUCAGCUGAACCCUGUGAAAAAGUUCCUCUUCCCCCCAGCAAUCAGUGUAAAAAACAGGUUGGCAUUUGUAAGGAGUAUCUGAAGAGUUCAGGGUUUGAUGAUUGUCGCCAUCUGAUGGACCUGAGUUCAUUUGAGAAAAUUUGUGCAGACGACCUUUGUCACUGCCCUGAAAACCAAGAGUGUGUCUGCAACACGCUUACAGAAAUAACACGACAAUGCACGUAUGCUGGUGGCAAGCCAGGAAUGUGGAGAACAGACAAACUCUGUCCAAAGACAUGUCCACUAAACAUGGUAUACAUGGAGUGUGCUGGCCCAUGCAAAAACACCUGCUCGGCCCCAAAUGGAUCCCUUCCUUGUAAAGAUAACUGUGUAGAUGGCUGUUUCUGCCCUGAGGGCACUGUGGAAGACAACAUUGGUAACAGUGGUUGCGUUCCUAUAAACAAAUGCCCAUGUAUGCACGACGGCACAAUGUACUGGCCUGGACAGUCAUACGAGCAAGCGUGUAAAAAAUGCGAGUGUGCUGCUGGACGCUGGAGUUGCACGGAUCUGGAAUGUCCUGGAAUCUGCUCUGUUGUGGGAGGCUCUCACGUCACCACCUAUGAUGGAAAAACUUACAGUAUUAAUGGCAACUGUGACUACAUCUUCACUAAGCAAUCUAAUGACAGCAGAAUCGCUGUUGUUGGAAAUCUGGACAAGUGUGAGCCGAGCCGAACAGACACGUGUUUGAAUUCUGUUACUCUGAUCAUGUCAGACACCAUAGUGACCACUGUAAUUUUUUCGUCCAAUGGGACUGUCAAGCUAAAUGUAAUCAGUCCAGAUAAGUUGCCAAUAAUCACAGAGCGACUGGCCAUCUACCAGCCCUCAUCAUCCUUCAUUAUCGCUGAAACAAAGAAUUUUCGUAUAGAAAUCCAAGUGUCUCCAAUCAUGCAGUUGUAUAUUGUAGCCAGCACCUCACAGAAAGGCAAAUUGAUUGGUCUGUGUGGGAACUAUAACGGUUUUCAGAAAGAUGACUUUAAAACACAUUCAGGCAUUAUAGAGGGAACACCAACAUCCUUUGUCAACUUUUGGAAACAAAACCGAUACGGUUGUCCAGAUGUUGAAAACACAGUUGACAACCCCUGCAGUCUGAGAGUGGAAACAGAAAAACUUGCAAAAGAUUGGUGUUCCCGUCUGAAGGAUCCAAAUGGAAUCUUCUCCUCGUGUCAUUCAGAAAUAUUUCCUGAAACUUACUAUCAAAAUUGCGUUUAUGACACCUGUAAGUGUGCUGAUAUUGGGAAGUGUAUGUGUGCUGCCCUCUCCGCCUAUGCCCAUGCAUGUGCCGCAAGAGGGAUCAUUCUCCACGGAUGGCUGGAUUCAUACCCCUGUGACAAAGUGUUCGAGUGUUCAGAAAAUAUGAAGUACUCCUACAAUGUGACCAGUUGUAGCAAAACCUGUCGUUCUCAAUUUAAAACCGACUACACCUGCGAAAUGUCUACACCUGUGGAAGGCUGUGUUUGUUCUAAUGGGACUUACCUAAAUGAUGCAGGGCACUGUGUGAAUGCUGACCAGUGUCCUUGUUACUAUAACGACCUGGUCAUAGAGCCAUCAGGAUCAACAAACAUAGAUGGUGCCAACUGCACCUGCACUCUCGGAAAAAUACAAUGCGACAGUCCAAAAGACUGUGUGGCUCCAAUGGUCUACGUCAAAUGUUCAAUUAAUGAACAUGGAAAAACAGGGGCAGAGUGUCAAAUGACAUGCCAGAACCAAGAUCCAAAUAACUGCGUCAGCACAGGUUGUGUAUCAGGUUGUAUGUGCCCAGAUAACCUGCUAGCCGAUGGUCAAGGUGGCUGUGUAGAGAAGGAAAACUGUCCCUGUUUUCACAAUGGAUUAUCUUAUUCAGCUGGGGAUGAGAUUCAAAACGAAUGCAACACCUGCAAAUGCACAAAAGGGAUGUGGAAUUGUACUGAUAAAGAUUGUUACGGCACCUGUACCAUCUAUGGUGAAGGUCAUUAUAAGACCUUCGAUGGAAGAAGAUAUUUUUACCAUGGAGGCUGUGAAUACAUCUUAGCACAAGAUUACUGCAACAUGGGGGAGAGUAAACACUCAUUACGCCUUGUUACAGAGAACAUUCCCUGUGGCUCCACUGACUUCAUUUGCUCCAAAUCUAUCAAUCUUUUCAUUGGGAGAUACAAGGUGGUUUUAUCUGAAGUGGAUGGAGUAAAAGUUGUUGAAACCAAUGGAACUGAUUACCAAUAUCAAAUCAAUUAUGUGGGGAUUUACACUAUCAUUGAGGUCAAAAAGCUUUUAAACUUAAUGUGGGAUGGCAAAACAACCCUGACACUCCAACUCCAUCCCAGUUUAAAGGGCAAAGUGUGUGGACUGUGUGGAGACUUUGAUGGGAAUGUAAAUAACGACUUUGUAAAGCACGAUGGAGAAGAUGUCAAAGAUGCGGUUGUGUUUGGGAAUAGCUGGAAAGUGAAACCAAGCUGCCCGGAAAUGAACAGUUCGAUACACCCUUGUGAGAAAAACCCUCACCGGAGUGCCUGGGCUCAUAGGCAAUGCAGCAUUAUUACAAGCAAUGUCUUUCAAGACUGCAAUGCACAUGUGGACUCUGCCCCAUACUAUGAUGCCUGUGUGAGGGACACCUGUGCAUGUGAUUCUGGUGGAGACUGUGAUUGUUUCUGUACAGCGGUGGCUGCUUAUGCGGCUGAAUGCCGAAAGAAAGAGGCUUGCAUUGAAUGGCGGACUCCAAAUAUUUGUCCUUUAUUCUGUGACUAUUACAAUGGCCCAGUGGGAGACUGUGAGUGGCACUACAGAGCCUGUGGUUCGGCCUGCAUGAAAACAUGCAAAAACCCAAAAGGAACCUGUUCCAAUCAAAUUCCUCUCCUAGAAGGGUGUUUUCCUAAGUGCCCUUCUGACAGGCCAUUUUUAAAGGAAGAAACCCAAAAAUGUGUCACAGAAAUAGAGUGUGCUCCUGUGUGUGUAUAUGAUGGGAAGGAGUUCACGAUUGGAGAAGAAGUGUACCACACCAAAGAUGAAAAUGGCUUGUGUUUCAAAGCUGUGUGUGGAUCAAAUGCAACAAUAAUUAGAUCUCAGGAAAAUUGCAUCACCACUGGUAUAUCCACAUCUACAACACCACAAGCACAACCAACUCAAGAGCCUAUCCUUGAAAAAUAAAGAAAUAAAGAAAUAAAUAAACAACCAACAACAUAACCAUAAACAGCAACUAAACCCCUGGUGUGUCCACAUCUACUGGACCAUCAACAGAACCAAAACAAUCAACCACAAAACCAUCAACAGUUACUCAUACCAUUGGUGUGUCCACAUCUACUGGACCAUCAACAACACAACUAUCAACAGCUACUUAAACCACUGGUGUGUCCACAACUAAAGGACCACCAACAAGAACAACAGAAUCAACAACACAACCAUUAACAGAGGAAACAACACAACCAACAACACAACUAUCAACAGCUACUCAAACCACUGGUAUGCCCACAUCUACAGGACCAUCAACAACACAACCAACAACAGCCAUUCAAACCACUGGUGUGUCUACAACUACAGGGCCAUCAACAGGAACAACACAAUAAACAACACAACCAUUAACAGAGGAAACAACACAAGCCGUACUUCCCGUAAUUUUGGCUAACGUUCUUUAACCUCCUAAGACCUGACAUAGACAUAAGUGGAUAUCAUAUUUUUGGUUGUUUGCACCAUAAUACUUAAUUCUGUGUAACUGGAACCUGUUGUACACAAACAAAGACAAUUAUACUGCUUCAUGUUCAAAGAAAAAUAUUUGGUUAUUACAUUUAUUGGUUCCUCCUAACCCCAAAUAGCUGGAAGAAACCUAAAAUGCAUGCCAAACCAAAGCUCGGGUCUUAGAAGGUUAAAGCUUCUCUUAAAGUUAUCAAAAAACAUUUUUGAAACAACAUUAGUACACCAUUUCCCUAACAUCACCUGCAAUUAAUAAACAUCCUUAAAACAUUAUCAUUAGAAACUUUAUAACUGCAUCUUUAGCAGAACUUUCUCAAACCAUUAACUUUGAAAAUGUUACCAUGGUUUAGGUAAUGUAACAUUCUUAAAACAGUAGCAUUGCAAACCUUAUAAUUGUAUUGUUAGUGGAACAUUCUAGACACCUUAGCAUUGAAAACAUUACCAUUGUGUAUGUAAUGUAACAUUCUUAAAACGUUACUAUAAAAACCUUCUAUAAUUGCAUCAUUGGCAAAACGUUCUAGACACCUUAGCAUUGAAAACAUUACCAUUGUGUAUGUAAUGUAACAUUCUUAAAAUGGUAGCAUUGCAAACUUUAUAAUUUUAUUGUUUGUGGAACGUUCUAGACACCUUAGCUUUGAAAACUUUACCAUUGUGUAUGUAAUGUAACGUUCUUAAAACGGUAGCAUUGCAAACAUUAUAAUUGUAUUGUUAGUGGAAUUCUAGACACCUUAGCAUUGCAAACAUUACUAUUGUGUAUGUAAUGUAACAUUCUUAAAAUGUUAGCAUAAAAAUUUAUCUUCUGGGGAUUUAAAGAAAUUUAAGUAAAUGUAAGGAUGAGUAUAAUAAAAAGGCCUAGUUCUGGAUUAAUAAACCCUAUCCGGGA
Molecule: messenger RNA, 5314 nt
Organism: Paramisgurnus dabryanus
Lineage: Eukaryota; Metazoa; Chordata; Actinopteri; Cypriniformes; Cobitidae
Product: mucin-5AC-like
Cellular component (GO): extracellular matrix
Molecular function (GO): protein binding
Source: RefSeq, a predicted model, not a curated record